ACACACGCACCCCCUCCCAUAUCUACAGGGCCACCCACAUCCCCUCCUCCUAGGAUAAAACCCUAGCACCCCAAUCUCAUCCUCCCAAUGCCCAACUGCCACGUGUCAACCUCACUCACCACACAAAGCUUUCACCUCCAUGCACGUGAGGACAUGGAGAAGAGAUAAACCCUAGCUAUACGUUUUCUCCAAGUACCUAGCUCCCUCCCUUAAUUCCUCUCCUCGGCCUCCACCGUAGUUGUAAGAGUCAUGGGGGCUGAGAAUAGGGCUAAGUACUCUACCACCCACAUGGCCCCUCGAAACAACCCUAGCCUCCUCCGUCCUCAUCCGAGCUCGCUCUCCGGCGCCCUUAACGGCUGUCUCGGUUGCCUCGACGGCCCGUGCAUAGAGAAGCUCCUGCUCCACUGCGCCGCCGCCCUCGAGGCCAACGACAUAACCGUCGCCCAACAAGUCAUGUGGGUGCUCAACAACGUCGCCUCCGCAAACGGCGACCCCAACCAACGGCUCACCGUUUGGUUUCUUCGUGCUCUCAUUGCCAGGGCCUCUCACCUCUGCCCGACGGCCCUGCCCUUUGCCCUAGACGGCUCGUCGCAGUCGUCUCGAAGGCCAAUGACCGUGACCGAGCUUGCGGGCUACAUCGACCUCACACCGUGGCAUCGAUUCGGUUUCUCAGUCGCCAACCGCGCCAUCCUCCAGGCGGUCCAGGGCCACCGGAAGGUCCACAUCGUCGACUUCAGCGUUACGCACUGCAUGCAGUGGCCGACGCUGAUCGACGAGCUCGCCAAGCGGCCCCAGGGCCCGCCAGUGUCGCUACGAAUCACUGUGCCCUCGGCGCACCCUCCGGUGCCCCCUUCGCUCAAUAUAGCUACCGAGGAGGUAGGACUAAGGCUGAUGAACUUCGCCAAGUUGAGAAACAUCCCCUUAGAGUUCAAGGUACUCAAGACCAACUCCCCGGGUAACUCUUUGAGCUUUCGCCAACAAUUGGUUACCACUCCAUUGGAUCCAUCUUCAUUAGGAUUGCAAGAUGAUGAGGCCCUAAUCGUCAAUUGCCACAACUGGCUAAGAUACUUGUCGGGGGAUUCACAAGGGAAUGAUGAUAAUACAAGAGACUCCUCUUCCAAAGAUGGCUUCUUAGAGUUCAUUCAUGGCCUCAACCCGACCGUCGUGACCAUGACCGACGAGGACGCCGACUUGGACACUCCGAGCCUCUCCUCGAGGAUAAUGGGUUGCUUCAACUACCUUUGGAUACUCUUCGACGCCCUCGAAACCUCCUUCCCGAAGGAAUGCCCGGAAAGAACGGGGUACGAAGCCAACGUCGGCCAAAAGAUCGAGAACAUCAUCCGGUUCGAGGGGAGCCAAAGGAUCGAGAGGUCGGAAUCCGGCGCGCGCUUCGCGCAGCGGAUGAGGCGCGCGGGGUUCGGCGGGGUUUUGUUCGACGAGGAGACGGCGAGGGGGGUGAGGGUGCUGUUGAGCGAGCACGCGAGCGGGUGGGGGAUGAAGAGGGAGGAGGACAUGCUGGUUCUCACGUGGAAGGGGCAUAGCUCGGUUUUUACCAGUGCAUGGGUCCCCAAAGUGAUCUCAUGAAUCUAAGGACUUGUCCUUUGGAGCUAGGAGCCAUGCAUGGGCCAUGGCUUUUGUGGUUUCUCGAUCUUUCCUUACGAAGAGGGGGAGAGAGGGACAAGUCGAGAGAAAACGGCUGGUUUUGUCUUUUGCUUAUCAAAAGGCCAAGUUUUGAGUGGGGAGAGCAAUCUUUAUGGCUUGGGAAUGCACACAAGAUCAGUGGCAGAGCCAGAACUGUGUAAAUUGUCUUUACAUAUAUAUGUGCAUCAGUAAUUACUUGGAAGUGUAGCUUUAACAUGCUCUUCUUAUCUUUUGUUUCAGAUGAGUUGAACUCGCGCGAAGCGCGCGCUGAUAAACUAGAACUUUAAUUUU
Molecule: messenger RNA, 1932 nt
Organism: Ananas comosus (pineapple)
Lineage: Eukaryota; Viridiplantae; Streptophyta; Magnoliopsida; Poales; Bromeliaceae
Product: scarecrow-like protein 32
Exons: 1
Coding region: 250-1584 (444 amino acids)
Biological process (GO): regulation of DNA-templated transcription
Cellular component (GO): nucleus
Molecular function (GO): sequence-specific DNA binding; DNA-binding transcription factor activity
Source: RefSeq, a predicted model, not a curated record